Messenger RNA from Limulus polyphemus (Atlantic horseshoe crab), 1839 nucleotides. Its product is annotated as RNA pseudouridylate synthase domain-containing protein 2-like. NCBI's taxonomy places the organism in Eukaryota, Metazoa, Arthropoda, Merostomata, Xiphosura, Limulidae. Gene Ontology annotation, biological process: pseudouridine synthesis. Bases 174 to 1709 code for a protein of 511 amino acids. The record is from RefSeq and is a predicted model, not a curated record. Gene Ontology annotation, molecular function: pseudouridine synthase activity; RNA binding. The transcript is spliced from 14 exons.
GUAAUACUGUAAUAAAAUUAAUAGUAUUAGUAGUAUUAUUACUUUUGAAAUAUAAAAAAAAAUACUUGUAAAUACAAGUUCUGAGCAGUGUGUCACCUUAAUAUCAAAAACAAUUUAUUAAUAAUAAAUAUUAAAUAUAGAAACAUUAUAUUUCUACAGCGUAGGCCUGUGGUAUGCAGAAACUGAGAAAGACUCUUAGGCUAACUCGUACAAGUUGUGAUUUGACUGUCCAUUCAUCGUCAUCCCACACUGGAAACAAAUUAAAAGUUAUGGAAGUAUCCAAUCUGACAGAGAACAAAGCUGUAAAGCGCAAAGCAAAGGAGAAUGUUUUGUCGACUACCUAUAAGAAGAAGGUGAAAGGGAGUAACAAGCCAUUUCGACCUGGAUUUGGAGAAGAGAAAUUUGAUGAAACAGAUUACUACAUUGAGAAUGGUUUGCGGAAGGUUUAUCCUUAUAUAUUUACAUAUACUUCAUACUGUAAAGGUCGAUGGGCAGGAGAAAAACUUAUGGAUAUAUAUGCUCGAGAAUUUAGAGCACACCCAAGAGAAGAAUAUGUAAAAGCUGUUCUAUCAGGGAGUGUAACUGUGAAUGGAAAAAUGGUGGGGACAGAUUAUGUUCUGCGGGAUAAUGAUUUGAUAGCUAACAAAGUACACAGGCACGAAAUUCCAGUGUUAGCUGCUCCUCUGAAAAUCAUUCAUCAAUCGGAUGACUUGGUCAUAAUUGAUAAACCACCAUCAAUUCCUGUUCAUCCAUGUGGGCGGUACAGACAUAACUCUAUAGCAUUUAUUCUGGGGAAGGAAUACAAUUUGAAGAAUUUGAAUAUACUUCAUCGACUGGACCGGUUAACCUCUGGAUUACUGAUGUUUGGGUUGAAAGCUGACAGGGUUAAAACAAUGAUGGAUCAAAUACGAGAAAGACAAGUCAGCAAAGAAUAUGUUUGUCGUGUGGACGGUAACUUCCCUGAUCAGCCUGUUUGUUGUGUUGAGCCCAUUGAAGUAAUAUCUCACAAGAUAGGAGUGUGUGUUGUAAGUCCAUCUGGUAAAGGUUGUAAGACAGAGUUUUCCAAGCUUAGUUAUAAUGGAAAGUCAAGUGUUGUGAUGUGUCGUCCAUUAACAGGUCGAAUGCAUCAAAUAAGAAUACAUCUGCAGUACCUAGGACAUCCCAUUGUGAAUGAUCCUUUAUAUAACCAUGAAGUGUUUGGGCCAAACAAAGGGAAAGGGGGAGAUUUGGGAAAAUCAAGGGAACAGCUUCUUGAAGAUCUUAUAAAAGUACACACUGCAGAAAACUGGCUUAAUGAAGAAGAAAGUUCUUCAGGUACAAGUAAUGACAGUGAUCAGACCAAAUAUGACAAACUUGUAGGAGAAAAGAAAGAUGAAAAUGAGGACACAUCAGGACAACAAGCUACAAUAGCAGAAGAAAAUAAAAAUAUAGAAUGUGCAGGAUCUACUUCCUUAACUUGUGGCAUUACUUCUAGUUUAAAACAUUACACUGAAAAUGAUAAGCAGUAUGAAAAAUUAAAGAAACAGUACGUUUUUGACCCCAAGAAGAUAACCUAUGAUCCCAACUGUUAUGACUGUCAACGAAAGUAUAAAGAUCCAAAACCAUCAGAUCUCAUCAUGUUUCUACAUGCUCUUAAGUAUAAGGGUCUUGACUGGGAAUUUGAGACAGAGAUGCCAGCUUGGGCAAAAGAUGAUUGGACUGAAAGUUGAAGAAUAUGAACAAGGUUUCCAUUUUGGGUUAUCAGAUACUUGUGUAAAUAAGUGUUGAAAUGAUAUAUCUCAUUUUUCUACAGACUUUUGUAAAUUGUCUGAAAUAAACUAAAAAGUGAGAAAGAGAUAA